Sinocyclocheilus grahami is the source of this 1921-nucleotide messenger RNA. Its product is annotated as stonustoxin subunit beta-like. The transcript has 3 exons. The coding region runs from base 98 to 874 and encodes 258 amino acids. The record is from RefSeq and is a predicted model, not a curated record. Gene Ontology annotation, molecular function: protein binding. Lineage: Eukaryota; Metazoa; Chordata; Actinopteri; Cypriniformes; Cyprinidae.
CAAUACAAUUUUGCAAAAAAUGUCCAAGCAGAUCUCAUUUAUAUCAUGUAAAUAUACAGUGACCAGUUGUCAAAUUCCAAAAGCACAAAACACAUGAAUGAGAUUUCAGACAUUCUCUUUCUGUAGGUUGUCUGGCUGUAUGGUGAGAGAGGAAGGCUGUGGUUAUUUGUCUUCAGCUCUGAGUUCAAACCCCUCACACCUGAGAGAGCUGGAUCUGAGCUACAAUCACCCAGGACACUCAGGAGUCCAGCUGCUCAAACACAAACUGGAGGAUCCCAACUAUAAACUGCAGAUACUCAAUUUGGACCAUGGAGAACAUUUCAGGAUCACACCAGGACUGCGAAAGUAUGCUUGUGAUCUCACACUGGAUCCAAACACAGCACACACUCGUCUCUCUCUGUCUGCAGGGAACAAGAAAACAAAGUGUGAGAGAGAGAAUCAACCGCAUCCUGAUCAUCCAGAGAGGUUUGAGAACUGUGAGCAGGUUUUGUGUAGAGAGCGUCUGACUGGACGCUGUUACUGGGAGGUUGAAUGGAGCGGAUGGGGUCAUGUAGCUGUGGCAUACAAAGGAAUCAACAGGAAAGGUGGAAGCAAAUGUCGGUUUGGACUCAAUGAAAAGUCCUGGAAUAUUUACUGUUGUGAUACAAUUUACUCUGUCUGGCACAAUAAUAAGAGCACAAACAUUCCUCGCCCUUCACCAUCUAAUAGAGUAGGAGUGUAUCUGGACUGGCCGGCCGGCUCUCUGUCCUUCUACAGCGUCUCUGACACACACACACUCACACACUUACACACAUACAACACCACAUUCACUGAACCCCUCUAUGCUGGAUUUCUGGUUUAUCGUGAUUCUUCAGUGUUUCUCUGUCCGAUGUAACAACCUCUUGUGAGGAACCACAAAAUUAAUUGCUAGGAGUGUCUAUUACAUUUCAUAAAAAUUAAUUUUUUCAUUUAAAAAAAACUGUAAUUGUGACUAUUUCAUUAUGAAAUAAGUAGUUGGCUAGUUACAUUAUAACAUAUAAUAACACGUUGUAAGAUAACUUGUAUUGUGAGGUAUACAUCAUAUUAUUCAGUGUGGAAGUAAGCCGUUUUCUGUGACUGUGCGAGACUUCUGCUUCAUUCGCCGCUGAAGGGAAAUAACAAGAAGAAGAACAAACUGCAGUAAACUGUAAAACUGUUUGCACUACAAACCAGUGUGUUCAUAAUUAAGACAUGGCAUUAAAAUAAUAUGGCAAGAAACACCAGUUUGCAAAACCAGCUGUUUUGUAGAGCUAAAAAUAGCUGAAAGCGAACCACACCGGAAGCCAGACGCAUUAAAUGUACAAAUGGCAGCGCCGCUCUUACGGGAAAAAUAAGGUGGAUAAAGCCAGAUUGUGAGGUCAUAUUCCACAGACUCAUGAGUCCAUAUAAGGUAAUUGAGCUAUUUUGUAUUUUAGAUAUUUAUUUUAAUACAUAAGUUUUUUUAUUAUAAUUUUUUUUUGUAAAAGCAUGACAUGACUUUUCAAAGCAUUUGAAUCUUCAUAUUUGAAUCCUGUUUGUCAUAUGGAUUUUUUUUCACCUUUUAAUUAUAAGCUAUCAUCUGCUGUGUGUGACAGACAUCAGUGAGUCAAUGUGAUGGUCUGUAGAAACAUUCUGAGCUCUGCUGGACUCUUUAAUUAAUGCAUUAAUUUAGUGUGUUCUUAUAAAAGCUACUGUAGAUGUUGUCACUGUUUCAUAGGAUCCACAGACUCAGCUUCAUCCUGCUGGAUUGUCAGGAACUGUUAGAUCAGUGUGUUUUAUUCUUGUUCAAUGUACACUAUUAUACAUAUUAAAUCACCUUUUACUGAUUGAAAUUACCAUAAUUUAAAUAAGAUGAUCUUCUACAACACUGAAAUAAUGUUUUAUCUAUUUGUUGAUUUUGUUUUGUUGCUACCUUGACAUUUGU